UCAAGUUCCAAUUUAAUAAUUUAAUAUCGUGAUUCUUCCUACGUUGGAACAACGUGUCUACUGUCUUGAUUGUUUUGUGUGGAUUAAACUAUAUUGGUCUAUAAAUAAUAAAUAUAUUUUAAUAUCUAACCAUGAAGCUUAUUUGUAAUAAAAGUAAUCCACCUCUAGGUGGUCUACUUGCUGUUGAAAUGUAUAGGUCCUCUGCCGGAAAAGUUGAGUUUGAAUGGGGUGGAGAUUCAUUUAUUACACUGCCUCCAUCCUCAAAGCCACAAUCCUUUGGAACAAGCAAUGACUUAAUUAGGAUUCUUGAAAAUACAUAUAAUAAAUCAGUGGGGCCUCUUCAAAGAGUGACUAUGAACCAUUGGCUUUCUUUUAGUUUAAUUCUUGAAGAUGAAAUACCUAAGUCAUUAGAAUACUUGGACAAAACACUUGCUCCAUUAACAUAUUUAGUUGGAGAAUCUCUAUCAGUGUCAGAUUUAGCAGUCUUCAGUAUUCUACAUGUUUCAAAUAAAUUUAAAGAAGCAUCAAAGACCAACACUUAUAACAAUAUAAGUAGAUGGAUGAAAUUAAUACAGGCUCAAGAACCUGUAGUAAAAGCUUUAAAGGAUCUGCCUUCAGAUGUUCUGGAAAAUCUAUCUAAGAUAACAACUAGGAAAUCCCCACCAGCAAAUAAAGAUGCAACUACAGGCCGACAGCAGGAGGGUAAAUUUAUUGAGCUUCCACAUGCAGAAAUGGGCAAGGUUGUUGUUCGCUUUCCACCAGAAGCGUCAGGAUAUUUGCACAUUGGUCAUGCUAAAGCAGCACUUCUCAAUCAAUACUACCAGCAAGCUUUUGAUGGCAAACUCAUCAUGAGGUUUGAUGACACCAAUCCGGCCAAAGAGAAUGCUGAUUUUGAGAAGGUAAUUUUGGAAGAUGUAGAGAUGUUGGAAAUAAAACCGGACAUGUUCACACACACAUCCCAGUACUUUGACCUCAUGCUGCAGUACUGUGAGAAGCUCAUCAAAGAAGGCAAGGCCUUUGUAGAUGACACACCAGCCGAGCAGAUGAAGACUGAGAGGGAACAGAAAGUAGACAGCAAAAAUAGGAAUAAUUCUGUAGAGAAGAACCUCAAACUUUGGGAAGAGAUGAAGAAAGGCAGUAAGAUUGGCAUUCAGAAUUGUGUUCGCGCCAAGAUCGACAUGCAGUCUAUGAACGGCUGCAUGAGAGACCCGACGAUAUAUAGAUGCAAGCCCGAAGAACAUCCGCGCACUGGAACACAAUACAAAGUGUACCCAACGUACGACUUCGCGUGUCCGAUCGUGGACUCAGUGGAGGGGGUGACGCACGUGUUGCGGACAAUGGAAUAUCACGACCGAGACCCGCAGUUCUACUGGUUUAUAGACGCGCUGGGCUUACGGAAGCCCUACAUCUGGGAGUACAGCAGGCUAAGCAUGACAAACACAGUGUUGUCCAAAAGAAAAUUAACUUGGUUCGUUGAACAAGGUCACGUCGAUGGUUGGGAUGACCCACGCAUGCCGACAGUGCGUGGCGUGUUGCGCAGAGGAAUGACAGUGGAAGGCUUGAGACAGUUCAUCCAAGCCCAGGGUUCCAGCCGCUCUGUGGUCUUCAUGGAGUGGGACAAAAUAUGGGCUAUCAACAAGAAGGUUAUAGAUCCCGUAGCUCCCCGCUAUACAGCAUUAGAAAGUAAUCCAGUGCCUGUGAUACUCAAGGGAGUGACAACAGACAGUUCGUUCAAUGUUCCCUUACAUCCGAAGAAUGCUGAUGUUGGCACAAAGACAGUGUGGGUGUCGCCGCGACUGUUGGUCGAUCAGGUUGAUGCUCAAGCCCUGAAGGAGGGGGAGAAUACUACGUUUAUCAAUUAUGGCAAUGUUAUGAUCGAUAAAGUUCACAGAUCCGCUGAUGGUAAGGUGAGCAGCGUGGAAGGUACUCCAAACUUGGACAAUAAGGACUACAAGAAGACGUUGAAGGUGACCUGGCUGGCGGACACGGCCAAGUCUCCUCAACAGAAAGUGUAUUGCGUGUACUUCGACCAUAUCAUAUCGAAGCCCCUGCUUGGCAAGGAUGAAGACUUCAAACAGUACAUCGGACAUCAAACUAGGUGGGAAGUUGAGAUGCUGGGCGAGCCAGAGUUGAGCAAAGCCCGCGUGGGGCAAAUUAUACAGCUGCAGCGACGAGGGUUCUUCCGAGUGGACGUGGCGGCGGCACCUGCCUCCCCUCACACCAGCCGCUCCACACCUCUCGUGCUGUUCCACGUGCCGGACGGACACACCAAGGAGAUGCCGGGCCAGCCUAAGGCAACACAAGCUCAAGCCAAGAAAAGCGCAGUGGCCCCGGCGACUGACGCGUCAAAGCUAAACGAAGAGAUCACAAAACAGGGAGACUUGGUGAGAUCACUCAAGACUGCGAAAGCAGACAAAGCGAAAGUGGAUGAGGCGGUCAAAUCGCUGCUCGAUUUGAAGGCUAGAUACAAAGCUGCCACUGGACAGGAUUGGAAACCAGAUGCAGCUCCUACUAAGCCCUCUCCUUCUGGUGACGCGGCGAGUAUAGACCAGGAGAUCAACAAACAGGGAGAGCUUGUGCGGUCGCUCAAGGCCGCCAAAGCGGAUAAGGUUCAAAUAGACGGUGCCGUCAAACUACUGCUAGAAUUGAAGGCUAAAUACAAGGCAGCUACAGGCCAGGAUUGGAAAGCAGGAGCAGCUCCUAGUAAACCCUCUCCGUCUGGUGACGCGGCGAGUAUAGACCAGGAGAUUAACAAGCAGGGAGAUCUCGUGAGGUCGCUCAAAGCCGCCAAAGCUGAUAAGGCUCAAAUAGACGGCGCUGUCAAACUACUCCUGGAAUUGAAGGCUAAAUACAAGGCAGCUAUAGGACAGGAUUGGAAACCAGGUGCAGCUCCUAGUAAAUCAUCUCCGUCUGGUGACGCGGCGAGUAUAGACCAGGAGAUCAGCAAACAGGGAGAUCUCGUGCGGUCACUAAAGGCCUCCAAAGCUGAUAAGGCUCAAAUAGACGGCGCCGUCAAACAACUGCUGGAAUUGAAAGCUAAAUACAAGGCAGCUACAGGCCAGGACUGGAAGCCGGGUUCCUCUCCUGCCGCACCAGCAUCGAAGUGCGACGAAGCUGAACUGAGCAUCAUCCUAUGCAAGAUAUCCGCUCAGGGUGAAAAGGUGCGGAAUCUGAAGGCGCAGAAGGCAGACAAGGCGACUGUAGACGUUGAGGUGAAGAAUCUUCUCAACCUGAAAGCACAGUACAAGUCCAUUACCGGUACAGACUGGUCUCCAAGCGCGGCAGCUGCGCCUGUCACGAGUAAACCGGCGGAACAACCUAUUUCACAGAAGAGCACAAUGAACGGCGCGAAUGAGGACAUUGCAGCCAGUAUCACGGCGGAGAUUACCAAACAAGGGGAUGUUGUGAGGGAACUGAAAACGAAGAAAGCUGACAAGGCAACAAUCGAUGCAGAAGUGAAGAAGCUUCUAGAACUGAAGGCGAAGUAUCAAGAAGCGACGGGCACUGCAUUCGUCGCGGCAGCGACUCCUCGAGACACCAAGUCGAAGGAGAAGAAACCGAAAGAAGCCAAGGAACAAAAGGCCAAAGAGGCCAAAGAACAAAAGGUCAAAGAAAGCAAGCCAAAAGAACAGUCACCGAAGCCAGCGAAGGACGAAUCUUCUGGCGGUUUGAAGAAAAUCACUCGACUUGGCUUAGAAGCUAACAAGGAGACAGAACUAUCCGACUGGUAUACGCAAGUCAUUACUAAAGCCGAGAUGAUCGACUACUACGACAUAUCGGGGUGCUACAUCCUACGACCCUGGUCCUUCUGCAUCUGGGAGAAUAUACGGGAGUUCUUCAGCGCGGAGAUCAAGAAGCUCGGCGUCAAAGACGUGUACUUCCCCAUAUUUGUGUCCAAGACCGUACUAGAACGUGAAAAGACCCAUAUUGCGGACUUCGCGCCGGAGGUCGCUUGGGUGACACAUUCAGGAUCCAGUGAGCUGGCAGAACACAUCGCGAUCCGGCCCACCUCCGAGACAGUCAUGUACCCCGCGUACAGCCGCUGGAUACAGAGCCACCGGGACCUGCCGCUCAAGCUGAACCAGUGGAACAACGUCGUGCGCUGGGAGUUCAAACAACCCCAGCCAUUCCUUAGAACGCGCGAGUUCCUCUGGCAAGAAGGACACACGGCGUACAGGUACAAAGAAGAGGCGGAUGAAGAAGUUCUCGUUAUUCUAGAACUGUACAGGCGUGUGUACGAGGAGCUGCUAGCCGUUCCGGUCAUAAAAGGCAGGAAGACUGAAAAGGAGAAAUUCGCUGGUGGCGAUUAUACCACCACUGUGGAGGGAUACAUUGCCGCUAGCGGCCGGGGCAUACAGGCAGCCACUAGUCACCACUUGGGACAGAACUUCUCCAAGAUGUUCGAGAUCGUAUACGACGACCCUGACACACAGGAGAAGAAAUUCGUCUUCCAGAACUCUUGGGGAAUUACCACCAGGACUAUCGGUGUAAUGGUGCUGGUUCAUGGCGACAACCGAGGGUUAGUCCUGCCGCCGCGAGUGGCCCAGAUACAAGCGAUCGUCGUGCCGUGCGGUAUUACUGCGUCGUCCACCGACGACGAGCGCAAGGCUCUCGUUGACUCUUGCAGGCUGCUUGAAGACGAGCUGAGGCAGGCCGGCAUCAGGACAGAUGGUGACUACAGGGAUAACUACUCGCCUGGGUGGAAGUUCAACCAUUGGGAGCUCAAGGGUGUACCAAUACGAGUUGAGCUGGGACCAAAAGAUAUGUCUCGUGGUGAAAUAGUGGCCGUCGUCCGGCUGACGGGAGACAAGAUGACGCUCAGACGAGAUGCCGCGCCAAAGGAGCUCUCCGCUUUACUCGAAACAAUACAUAAUCAAAUGCUAGUGAGAGCUACAAAGGAGAGAGAUGAGAGAUUAACGUUCGCUACUAAAUGGGAGGAUUUCACGGCUGCAUUAGACAAGAGACACAUGAUCUUCUCCCCGUUCUGUGGUGAAAUACCAUGUGAAGACAGCAUCAAGAAUGACAGUGCAAGAGUGGAAGAGGACGAAACAAAUGAAGGGAAAGGUCCAUCAAUGGGAGCAAAAUCUUUGUGUAUACCAUUCCAACCUCCUAGAGAAGUCAAUGACAGUGAUCGCUGCAUCCAUCCAGCGUGUAAAAACAAAGCCAAAUUUAUAACACUGUUUGGCAGAAGUUAUUAAAAGUUUUUUGCACUAGUGUACAAUUAAUACUAAGCAAAAUUUUUAUAAAAUAUAAUUUAUUAAAUACAA
Molecule: messenger RNA, 5267 nt
Organism: Leptidea sinapis
Lineage: Eukaryota; Metazoa; Arthropoda; Insecta; Lepidoptera; Pieridae
Gene: GluProRS
Product: bifunctional glutamate/proline--tRNA ligase
Exons: 31
Coding region: 132-5198 (1688 amino acids)
Biological process (GO): glutamyl-tRNA aminoacylation; prolyl-tRNA aminoacylation; translation
Cellular component (GO): cytoplasm; aminoacyl-tRNA synthetase multienzyme complex
Molecular function (GO): glutamate-tRNA ligase activity; proline-tRNA ligase activity; ATP binding
Source: RefSeq, a predicted model, not a curated record